Molecule: messenger RNA, 603 nt
Organism: Impatiens glandulifera
Lineage: Eukaryota; Viridiplantae; Streptophyta; Magnoliopsida; Ericales; Balsaminaceae
Exons: 1
Coding region: 1-603 (200 amino acids)
Molecular function (GO): DNA binding
Source: RefSeq, a predicted model, not a curated record
AUGUCAGGAGUUGAUGAUUGGGCUUACACUCGUGCAUUUUAUUUCAUAUUGAAGCAUUUUUACGAGCUCACUAUACAAGUAUCAGAUUCUUCAUAUGUGACUUGUAAUACGUUUCUUAAUGAGAUUAGUAUGGUUCACUACAUAUUACACGAUUAUGAAAACAAUGAUGAUCUGCAUAUAUGUGACAUGGCAAGAAGAAUGAAAAGAAAACAUGACAAAUAUUGGGGUGAUAUAGAAAAAAUGAAUAAACUGAUCUUUAUAUCAGCUAUCAUUGAUCCUCGUCAAAAGAUAGAUUAUGUCAGUUUCACUUUAAAGGAAAUGUACGUUGAAGAAAUUGGGGCUAGAAUGAGCAUGCAAGUGAAACAAGAUAUGUAUGAACUGUACAAUGCAUACAAAAAUGAGUUGAAUCCAUCUAGUGAUACUAAUGAAAUAGUUCAAUUAAGUGUAUUGUUAUCUCAGUCAACUUCAAUGGAAGACACAAUGAUGUUGCGUUAUAAGAGGCAUAAGAUGGGAACAUUAGGUGAAGAAAAGAAAUAUGAAUUCGAAAAAUAUUUAAAUGAAGACACUAAGAAAGAUGUUGAUGGAUUUAGUGUUUUGGGAUAG